CAUGUUCAACAGCUUAGGACAACAAUUGACAAAAGCACUGCCAUGUUUGACAAAGAGAAAGCACAAGAACGGUUGUCUAAGCUUUCUGGUGGUGUUGCUGUUAUUAAGGUUGGUGGAACUAGUGAGGCUGAAGUUGGUGAGAAAAAGGAUCGGGUUACAGAUGCUCUGAAUGCAGCAAAAGCGGCUGUGGAAGAGGGUAUUGAACCAGGUGGCGGUGUUUCUCUUUUAUAUGCUACAAGGGAAUUAGAUAGAAUCCCAACGAAGAACAGUAACGAGAAAAUCGGAGUUCAAAUCAUUCAGAAAGCUUUAAAGGCACCUGCUUAUACAAUUGCUGCAAAUGCUGGUGUGGAUGGUACUUUAGUCAUUAGCCAACUUCUAGAACAACAUGGCCUAAAUUUUGGCAAUGAUGCUGCAACAGGUGAAUAUGGUGACCUGGUGAAGGCUGGAAUUAUUGAUCCUCUCAAAGUCAUGAGGACUGCUUUAUUAGAUGCUGCAAGUGUCUCGGUUCUACUGACAACCACUGAAGUAGCAGUGGUAGAUCUAGAAGAGGAUAAAGCUAACCCUGGAGCUAGUCGAAUGCCACAAAUGGAGGACAUGGAUUUAUGAGGAAAACAGAGUUGCACAAAACGUUAAAAAAUG
This is a messenger RNA of Dendrobium catenatum, 639 nucleotides long. RefSeq names its product chaperonin CPN60, mitochondrial. Gene Ontology annotation, biological process: protein refolding. The record is from RefSeq and is a predicted model, not a curated record. Lineage: Eukaryota; Viridiplantae; Streptophyta; Magnoliopsida; Asparagales; Orchidaceae. Gene Ontology annotation, molecular function: ATP-dependent protein folding chaperone; ATP binding. Gene Ontology annotation, cellular component: cytosol; mitochondrion. The annotation marks the transcript as partial. The transcript is spliced from 6 exons.